AUGCCCAAAGAACCCAUACUACCCAUGAUAGGGAUCAAGCUAUGUGGACUGAAUAUUGAGGCAUUAGUUGACACAGGAAGUGAAGCAUGUGCAAUAUCCAAGAGGCUAUAUGAACAGGUACUGAAAGCAAACACUAGCUUGCCUAGUUUCCCAUUGAAUGGAGUGAGAAUUGUGAAUGCGUUGGGUGCAAGGAGUAAACCUAUUAAAGAACAAGUGUUGAUUACCUUCGAGAUAGAGGGAGAAGAAUACGAAGCAACAUUUUUGGUGGUGGCUGGGCUGAACACAUCAACUAUUUUAGGAAUAGAUUGGUUGAAUGAAGUAGAAGCGAUAGUGAGUUUUGAUGAAGGUGCUAUCAAGGUCAAAGGAAGAAAGGGAGAAGAGAAGAGGUUAAAGUUUGCUGAGGGUAGUGCAAUAAAAGAAGAGGAAGAAUUUAAAAGGAUAGGUUUGUGUAAUGAAGAGUAA
Schistocerca nitens (vagrant locust) is the source of this 462-nucleotide messenger RNA. RefSeq lists its product as uncharacterized. The transcript has a single exon. Gene Ontology annotation, molecular function: aspartic-type endopeptidase activity. The record is from RefSeq and is a predicted model, not a curated record. Gene Ontology annotation, biological process: proteolysis. The coding region runs from base 1 to 462 and encodes 153 amino acids. NCBI's taxonomy places the organism in Eukaryota, Metazoa, Arthropoda, Insecta, Orthoptera, Acrididae.